AACUACGACCACAUACGACUUUUAUUUUGUAUGUUCUGAUUUCCGGUUAGUUUCUGCUUCAAAAUAAAAGUCCUAUUCGUAAGCAAAGCGUUACUUGCACCGUUUCGCGAAUAACAAUGAAUUAGUCUUGAAGAAUGACCAUUGUUAGUCAAAUCCUUGUUUAUGACCGAAUAGCAGAAAUGUCACGAAGAAAACGUUGUUAAUAUGAUCUUUAAAAUGAAAGAUAAUCUUAAAAAAGCCUUAUGCAUACAAAUACAUUUAAAAUGAAUUUUAGUAAUAUUUUGGAUGAGUUUGAAUUAUAUUUCUGUUUAACAAAAGUAUGUUUUUAUGAGCAAAAAAUGGCAACAAUUUGUUUGAGACGCAUUAAAUUACACAAAAGAAUCACUGGGUGGUGUUUGAACCUGAACCGGUUCAUUGAAAUGAACUGUUCGAAUAAAUUGAAUCGCGGAAAUGGGCUGGAUUUCCCUGUGCACAUGAUGCCAUGGAAACGCGACGCUCUCCUGGAUUGACCAUAAAUGAUCUCUGGAAAAUAACAGUUCGCUAGCGGUAACAGCAAAGCUCAGAAUGUCCCACAAAGCAGUUAAAGUGAUCAUUGAACUUCAUUUGAGGGCGGUGAGGAUCUUUCGAUAAUUGUCUUAGUAAGAUAACUGUUGCGUACUUAAAGAUAACCUGUCCAGGUGUGCAUCUACCAGCCAAAGAUGAUGUUUACCUCAGUGUGAGUCUUAUGAAUCAAUACCGGAAGUCAGAAUGUCUUCCUGCAGUGUUUCCAUUAUUGGUUCGGGAGAAAAUAAGGUUUGAAAAGAUCCUGAAUGUCUCCACCGAUCCUGCAGCAAUAGCAGAACUCCUGCAGUGUGAACCAGUGAAAAUAGAACUCAUUCAGUUGAUUCCUCCAGCUGGAGAAAUAUUGGCCAGUUUUGAAGAAGACGCCAGAAGUUUUCUUUUCCCAGAGCCAAAGCUGGUCCCAUCUUUCUCUGGAGUAGAGAGAGAGGUAUUAAUGACACGGCAUCCCAAUUUUCCUGGUAUCUCUCCAAGAUUAGAGUUCUCCACAAAGACCACAAUCAGUGACAUCUUCAGUAACAAUGGCUUCCAGAGUCUUCCUGUGAGGGCAAUAAGGAAAACCUCUAAAAAGUCACGGAAACAGCAUAUCACCUCAUCCCAAAGACAUUUCCCGUCUGCUUCAUGGAGUCAGAGAGAACACCGCAACAGAGAUCAGGUUCAGAGAUCAGGUGGACGGUCCUCUUCCCAUUGUUCACCCGUCUCUGACAGAAACUCCAGAUUAAGGAGUCUUUCACCACAUCACUCUAAACCAUCAAGAGAAGCAGGAGACCUGAGAAGAGGCUAUUCCAGACAUUGGAUGGCUGAUGAAGACUCUUCAGACACAGAUGAUCUCCUCGACUACGCUGAGGAAGUGGGCCGUCAUCAUUCCCUGAUGGGAUAUGAGGGAUCUCCCAGCCCAAAUUACUCCAGCAAGGAACGCCAGAGGCACAAUGGCUCUUCUGACCUUUGGGAGGAGGUUCAGGAACGGGUUCAGAGCCUUUUAACAUCUCCUAAAGCAGUUCAUAGACUAGCAAGUGGUGCCACGGACUCUGAGAUAGACGAGGUACUGAUACGGAGAUGUGUUUUGGCCCACUCAUGCCCAUUUUAAACACCAGUGUGUUAUAAGAAAGUGAUGAAGCAGAGGACCCUGUGAUGUCUUGUGGCAUUGCAUCAUUUUUCAUUCAAUUAUGAGUGUGUUUGUUUGUAGUUGUGUAUGUAUUGCAGUAUUGAAGUGAAAUAGUAUAUUCCAUGUGUUUUUAAAGCACACUGGUUCUCAAUCCUGUUCCUGGAGGCCCCCAAAAAGUACACACCUGAUUCAGCUCAUAAACUUGUGACAAUGGAGACCAAAAUAGACAUUUGUGAUGCUAAAAUGGUACAUGUGUAAUAUAACCCUCAUAACAAAAAAGUUGUGAUGCAGUAGCAUUGCACAUCGUCAUAAAAGUGUUUGACAUGCACCGUUUCACAAUGAGAUUCCUUAAUAAAAAUCUAAAUAAGGCAAAGGUCCAUUAAUAACAUAGAAAAACUCUAGAAAAAAUCUUCCAUUCAGCAGUGCUUUGAUGACAUCCUUUCUUCUUUUUUUUUUUUGCAUUUGCAUUUGCAUGCAAAUGUUGCCUUUCAAUUAUUAGCAAUUAAAAUGAAAUCCCUUCUUUGGUUGAUUAUGAAGUUCAAACGGCUUAUUCUGUUUGUGUCAGGGAGCCUCUGGUGUGUUUUGUCUACCGCAUUCCCCCCUCGAGUAAAAUGAAGAACAUCCGUCUAUGCCACUUUAUAAGGUACACCUUGCUAGUACCGUGUUGGACCCACUUUUGCCUUCAGAACUGCCUUAACGGAGUAAGUUAGUUCAUUUAUAAAAAAAAACAUUUGCUGAUAAUUUACUCACC
This is a messenger RNA of Pimephales promelas (fathead minnow), 2414 nucleotides long. The record is from RefSeq and is a predicted model, not a curated record. Lineage: Eukaryota; Metazoa; Chordata; Actinopteri; Cypriniformes; Leuciscidae.